GAGAGAGAGGCAGCGACAGAGACAUGGAACAAGCGCAUUUGGCAGCACACCGAGCGUGCCCCACUUGAUCCUUGAUACGAGUUGAUUUCCUUAUCGGAUUCCCAUCACCCUUUAUUGUCCUUACCGCCAUUGUAUCGGAUAUCCUAUCCUUGUUGUUUGUUCCCAAGGAGAAUUUAUGGGGAGCUGCAGGCUGCUCAUACUGCAUGACACUGCAUCGCGUACACACCGAUGCUGAUUUUGCCUGGCGUGUGUGUGGCAUCUUUGAUGGGUUGGAAUCAUGCUUGCUCAAAAGCAGAGAGAUGAACUACAUCACGCCAUCGCCGACUAUCUGAACAGCUGCGGUUAUCAAGAAGCUCUGGAGGCCUUUCGCCGGGCCACUGAUCUGGGUGAUAGUGAGAGCGAUCAUAAGUAUAAUGGACUACUCGAGAAGAAAUGGACCUCCAUCGUCAGGCUGCAGAAGAAGAACAUGGAGCUGGAGAGUAAACUGCAGGAGUUAGAGCGGGAAGUGCGGCACGGUGCUCCCACGCGGGAGCAGCGCAAACCCGAGGACUGGGUGCCGCGCGGCCCCGAACUGCACUGCCUUACCGGACACCGGGCUUCCGUACUGCGGGUGAUCUUCCAUCCCAAAUACAGUAUCCUGGCCUCGGCCUCCGAGGAUGCCACGAUUAAGAUAUGGGAUUAUGAGUCGGGUGAGUAUGAGCGGACACUCAAGGGCCAUACGGACACUGUCCAGGACAUCUCCUUCGACGCCACGGGCGACCGCCUCGCAUCGUGCUCGGCGGAUAUGAGCAUCAAGCUGUGGGACAUGACGACGUACGCCUGCAUCCGCACGCUGUACGGCCACGACCACAACGUCAGCUGUGUGGUGUUCAUGCCCUCCGGCGACCAUCUGAUGUCGUCCUCCCGCGACAAGACCAUCAAAAUGUGGGAAGUGGCCAGCGGGCACUGCGUUAAGACCAUCACCGGCCACGCCGACUGGGUGCGGAAGAUCGCCCUGACGACGGACGGGAAGCUGGUGGCCAGCUGUUCUAACGAUCAGACGGUGCGGGUGUUUAUGGUGGAGACGCGGGAGUGUAAAGUGGAAUUCCACGGACACGAGCACGUGGUGGAGUGUCUGGCCUGGGCGCCGCUCUCCUCAUCGGCCCAUAUUCUGGAAGCGGCCGGAGCAGAUAAUAAAGCGAGCAGAACGGGUCCUUUCCUCCUAUCCGGUGGACGUGAUAAAAUGUUAAGGUUAUGGGAUGUCGGCGCGGGGACGUGUUUAUUUGUUCUGAGCGGCCACGAUAACUGGGUGCGCGGCGUGGUAUUCCAUCCGUACGGGAAGUACAUUGUCAGUGCGUCGGAUGAUAAAAGCAUCAGAAUCUGGGAUAUUAAAAACAAACGUUGCCAUAAAACGCUGGAUGCUCAUGAUCACUUUUGCACUACUGUUGAUUUUCAUAGAUCGAAUCCGUACGUUAUAACGGGGAGUGUGGAUCAGUCAGUGAAGGUGUGGGAAUGUCGUUGAUGCGGAUUUCAGGCGGUUGUCGGUUCGCUCUCGGGUGCCGUUUUAGAGUUUUUUUAGCAAAAUGUUUGUGCGGUUGUUUUUUCUACUGAAUUUACAUGUGGUUUUUUUCUUCUUUUUUUUACAAAGGGAGCUUAUCUGCUAUAUUUAUUACUACUGUUAUUUGCUGCGCGGCUGGCCAGUUGGUGUGUGCGUUCUGUUCUUAACUGCGAAAACCGGGAGAUCCGGCGAAUUUCUCCCGGGAAAGAUUUCUUUCGUUUUUGUUCGGCACGUUGCAGUUGGUGACUGGUUUGUGUCAAAUUCACACACUGAGAAGAGCUAGUUUAUCUGGUUGUGGUUGAAAUAAAUUAUUUGGUUUUCUCA
This is a messenger RNA of Paramacrobiotus metropolitanus, 1861 nucleotides long. RefSeq names its product lissencephaly-1 homolog. Gene Ontology annotation, molecular function: protein binding. The record is from RefSeq and is a predicted model, not a curated record. NCBI's taxonomy places the organism in Eukaryota, Metazoa, Tardigrada, Eutardigrada, Parachela, Macrobiotidae.